UAAACGCUUCGGGCAAGGUAAGAAAAUGUCGUACUCCCGGCUACGGUAAACCAGCAACUUACAGACCAGGCUUUACACUUCGGCAAAGAAAUACACUGAGUAUGGAAGAGGUAUCACAUGUGAAAUUCCGAUUUACAACAAUGAUCACGUGGUAUUUCCUGACUUUUCUCAUUGGCUGCAUAUUUGCUGGUGCAACGGAGAAAGCGCAUCACAGGUCUCUUCGAUAUGCUGGCUUACCCAAUUCUCCAAUCUUUCACAUUAAUAGCUUCACAGGCACAAAUUUUUUUAGGCCAUCUUUAUCCAGACCUUCAAGUUUAACGUCGCCUUUUCGCAGAUUGUCUACCCAGUUUUUAUCAAACGGAAGACCAGGUGGUUUUGUAACCAAGCUAUCCUCCAAUCUUCUUUCGUCUGUGACAGUGCCUAAGAAAAAAUGGCUGACACUAUCUAAGCUGAUAAACCUGCCUCUAAAUUUCAUAUCCAAUGCCAAACCGUAUAAAUUGUUGAUACAUAAACCAAACUUGAUUAAGUUGGGAUAAAUUUAAAAUGCCCUUUGUCCCAAUGUACGGAACAGACUCUACUCUGUGACUGAUGUCCAGUUGUAUUUUAAAUUUCAUGUAAAUCACAAUUACUUCUUGAACACGUUGCUUUUUUGAAGCUUUAAUUUCUACGAGUAUGUUAAUGAGUGUAUUAAUUUUGUAAAACUUAAGAAAUUAUUUUUUUCGUAAAUCAGAAUUAACUUUGAAACAUCUGCAUAAAGCAGUUGAUAAUUUGUAUGAAGAUGUUGUUGCCUGCUAUUAUCUACCAAGUAAAGUUCUCUGUGUAUUAAAAAGUUUUAAAAAACGUCAA
Molecule: messenger RNA, 846 nt
Organism: Limulus polyphemus (Atlantic horseshoe crab)
Lineage: Eukaryota; Metazoa; Arthropoda; Merostomata; Xiphosura; Limulidae
Exons: 3
Coding region: 102-536 (144 amino acids)
Source: RefSeq, a predicted model, not a curated record